AUGUCCUCCGACGCGUUCGCAUGGUUGCGCGAUUGGAUCCAAGGGACCGCGAACACGAGCACUGAGGAGCCAUUUCUCGCAGCAAGUCACGCGCACCUCCAAGCGCCGCACGAUGGGUCAGACGCACCCAAAGCCGACGAAGACCUUGAAGGUCUCUUCACAGGUUUUGAUUGGGAUCUGUCUCCCCGUGGAUCGCCAGAGCCUCCCAGCUCGAAUCUCUCCCCAAAGAAUGCCACCAUAGGGAUCAACCCUAUGGACACGCUCCUCUUCCCCCAGCCCUGCAGUGGUCAAGUGUACACAUCUGCACAUAAACACGGGAAAUCCUUGCAACAUCUGCUGCCACACGCGGAGCCAUCAUCCGCGGUCUCCUCUGGAUAUUCCCCACACAGUGCGCUGUCCUCGGCUGUCGGCCCUUGGGCGGCCGCAGUCAAUCCGUACCAAGCCUACCACGCAAGCUGGUUUUACAAGUACUCCACUACAAGCCCAUCGCUCGUUGCGCUGCAUAGCGUAACGAAUGAUCCUGCACCUGGCCUGCAAUAUGCAGGGCAACGAACAAGAAACAAUCAUUACAUCAACUACGGCAACGGCGACGACGACGUCGAUACCCGAGCGCCGCACACUCCUCGUUCCAGGAAGCCCAACUCCAGUACUCACAGGGAUGCUAUCCGCCUGUGCGUCAAUAGGCGAUACAAGCCCAAGGAGCCCGCCGCCUACAACUACGGAUGCAAACUUUGCGACGCAUGGUUCAGUCGCAACAGCGAUCGUCGACGUCACAUGAGAACCGGUUGCGCCAACGGCCAGCAGAAGGAAUGGCAGUGUCCUCUCUGCCUCAAGAUGUACUCGCGCAUCGACUCGCGCGCGAGGCAUUGCCAGAGCCUACACGAUAUGUCAUACAAGGACGCAGUCGCACUGGCCCUGCGAAGGACGGCCAACACGGUGACUGGUGCGAGUGAAGGCUCACAUGCAUCACCCGACGAAGAUUAA
Molecule: messenger RNA, 984 nt
Organism: Postia placenta MAD-698-R-SB12
Lineage: Eukaryota; Fungi; Basidiomycota; Agaricomycetes; Polyporales; Adustoporiaceae
Exons: 2
Coding region: 1-984 (327 amino acids)
Source: RefSeq, a predicted model, not a curated record